ACUGUGAACUGCACUUGCGGAAGAAUUGUGACGCCCCUCAAAUCCACAGAAACGAAAGCGAAAGCAGAGUGAGCUGUGGUUUUCUUAUUUACGAGGUUACGUCAAUGCUACGUCAGAUGUCUACCGAGGAUUUCUCCCUUAUUAAUGGUGAUUCUAUGGGAACCCUGGAGAACAUACAGAAGGAGAUCAACAAAUGCAAGUGUCAACAUGAAGCUUUAUUAAAGCAGCAUGAAAUAAUUAAAGACGGAAUAGAAAACAACAAAACCUUUGCUAAGACAUUUCAACAACGCACUGAAGACAAAAAAAAUUCUCUUGAGGUAGACGACAAAAAACGUACUGAGAGUUUGGAGAAAGAGCAGGAGAAACUGAGCACUUCACAAAAGGAGCAGGAAAGACUCAGAACAGAAAUCAUGCGAAUGAAGGAGGAGCUGGAAAGUGUGGAGAAGAAAAAUGACUUUCUAAGACAGAAAACUGAGGUCUCUACAGCAGUGCCUGAGAAGAAGGUUGUAUUUAAAGGAAAGACAGCAGAAGGUGCACAUUGUCAAAGCUUUGAUGCAAAUCCCCGCAUAGUUUAUCCGAUGGAGGGCGGGACAGCACUGAUCACCUUUGAGGAUGAGGGAGUGGCUCAAAAGGUUUUGAGUUUGAAGGAGCAUAAAGUGCAGCUCGGGGAAUGUACCAUUAAUGUGCAGGCUCAACCAAUUCAGUUCCUGGUACCAACCUAUAUUGAGAUGGACACGCAGAUUUGCCCACACAGAAUCUUAGUCUCUAACCUGCCAAAUAAAGUACCUGAGGACAAACUGCUAGACAAACUGCAGAUCCAUUUUGCAAAGAAAAAACAUGGAGGCGGCGAUGUGGAUGAUGUAGACAUGCUGCAUGAUUCUGGCACUGUGGUCAUUACCUUUACAGAAAAUAAUGUUGCCAAAGGUCUUACAGACCAACUGGAACAUAAAGUAGAAUUCAUGAAAAACCAGACACACAAAGUAAAAGUCACUCCAUUCCUCAAUGGCGAGAUUUCACGACUUCAGACCCGCGACUCGAUGUGCCUGCGCACAGUUCAACUUACAGGCAUCCCUGACAUUAUGGAACUAGAGAAUCUGCAGGACCACCUGGAGAUCCACUUUCAGAAGGCAACCAAUGGUGGCGGAGAGGUGGAGAGCAUCAUAUACAACCCCAUUGACCACACCACCCUGGCUCUUUUUACAGAGGACUCCCCUGAAGACAGCCAAAGCAUCUAAAACAACAUUUCCACUGAUAUUGUACAGCUAGUAAACCUGAAUAGCUAUUAGAUAUUAUGCUGAUUUUGGGCCAGGAAGUAGAUUACAGAUUUCAUGACCUCCUGAUUUAGGUCUAUUAAGUAGAACAAAUUCCUACCUCUUUAUUUGGUUAUCUUUAACUCAUUACACUUUAAGGGCUAUACAUAGAUUAAACUAUACAUUAUAUAAUUCAUUAUUACAUAAGAGCUAUUUUAACGUUAUAUGCUUUAGUUAAAAAAAUUGUCAUGUUUGUAAAUCUUAUCUAUGGGAAGAUGUGGGAUUAUUCAGUUAAAUGUCUCACAUAUUAAAAUAUUUAAAAGUUGUACUCAAAGUCUGAAUGCAAUAGUGUGAAAGUACCUACCAUGCAUAAAUGUAAGUGAAAAAUUAUGGUCAUGGUUACUGUGAAAGAACAAAUAAGUGAAAUAACAAAAAGUCUUACAAAUAAAUGUGCCAAAAAUGAC
Messenger RNA from Paramisgurnus dabryanus, 1714 nucleotides. It is a transcript of the gene ifi35, whose product is annotated as interferon-induced protein 35. Gene Ontology annotation, molecular function: nucleic acid binding. Lineage: Eukaryota; Metazoa; Chordata; Actinopteri; Cypriniformes; Cobitidae. Gene Ontology annotation, cellular component: nucleus. The record is from RefSeq and is a predicted model, not a curated record.